Molecule: messenger RNA, 1394 nt
Organism: Lycium ferocissimum
Lineage: Eukaryota; Viridiplantae; Streptophyta; Magnoliopsida; Solanales; Solanaceae
Product: malate dehydrogenase, mitochondrial
Exons: 7
Coding region: 46-1068 (340 amino acids)
Biological process (GO): malate metabolic process; tricarboxylic acid cycle
Cellular component (GO): mitochondrion; cytoplasm
Molecular function (GO): L-malate dehydrogenase (NAD+) activity
Source: RefSeq, a predicted model, not a curated record
UCCGCCGUAGCUUUUUCCCUUUUCGUCUCAGCACAUUCGAAUCCAAUGAGGACUUGCAUGUUGAAAUCCAUCAUCCAACGGAACUCCAUUUCCAGGCGUGGAUUCGCAUCGGGAUCCGCACCUGAGAGGAAAGUGGCAGUUUUAGGAGCAGCCGGAGGGAUCGGUCAGCCUUUAUCACUUCUAAUGAAACUAAACCCUUUAGUAUCGAGCCUUUCCCUCUACGAUAUUGCUGGAACUCCUGGUGUUGCCGCUGAUGUCAGUCACAUCAACACCAGAUCUCAGGUUGCGGGAUUUGCAGGAGAAGAGCAGCUAGGGCAGGCUCUGGAAGGAGCUGAUGUAGUUAUCAUCCCUGCUGGUGUGCCCCGAAAGCCUGGUAUGACCCGCGAUGACCUGUUCAACAUUAAUGCGGGUAUUGUUAAAUCUCUUGCCACGGCUAUUGCCAAGUACUGCCCCCAUGCUCUUGUCAAUAUGAUCAGCAACCCUGUGAAUUCCACUGUCCCAAUUGCUGCGGAGGUGUUUAAGAAGGCUGGAACUUAUGAUGAAAAGAGGCUCUUUGGAGUUACCACACUUGAUGUGGUUAGGGCCAAGACAUUUUAUGCCGGAAAAGCUAAAGUAAAUGUUGCUGAGGUCAAUGUCCCAGUAGUUGGUGGUCAUGCUGGCAUAACUAUCCUCCCAUUAUUUUCUCAAGCCACCCCAACGGCGAAUCUAUCAGAUGAGGAAAUUGAGGCACUCACAAAGCGAACCCAAGAUGGUGGCACAGAAGUUGUUGAGGCCAAGGCUGGAAAGGGUUCAGCCACCCUGUCAAUGGCCUAUGCUGGCGCUAUUUUUGCUGAUGCUUGCUUAAAGGGGUUGAAUGGAGUUCCCGAUGUUGUGGAGUGUUCUUUUGUGCAGUCCAAUGUCACAGAGCUUCCCUUCUUUGCAUCCAAGGUGAGACUUGGGAAAAAUGGAGUGGAGGAAGUCCUAGGGUUGGGCCCAAUGACAGACUUUGAGAAGAAAGGACUUGAAGCUCUUAAGCCAGAGCUGCUCUCCUCCAUUGAGAAGGGAAUCAAGUUUGCCAAUGCAAACUAAAAACAAAACUGUGGUCAAGUUUUCCAGAGUGACAGUUUUGGAUCCUUUUGGACAUUUGUGUUGUAUCCUUUGCGAGUUUCUUGCAGCUGGAGGCUUAGAUUUAGCUCUUAUUGAAAAGUAACUUUAGAUAUACACAAACAUUUCUUGAAAAUAAUUACGGGCAAACUUGUGAUAAUGCAUUUGCCGUAGUGUUGGGUGUUAUUCUCAUGGAAUUGUGGUUAGAUGCAGACAGUUGAUGUGAGAUGAUGUGAUGAAGAAUGUUCAUGACUCCAACCACCGUGUUGUAAUUCAUUUAACCUUUACUGGUAUUGUACUUUAGAAUGCGA